This is a messenger RNA of Micropterus dolomieu (smallmouth bass), 5034 nucleotides long. RefSeq lists its product as uncharacterized. Gene Ontology annotation, cellular component: membrane. Gene Ontology annotation, biological process: G protein-coupled receptor signaling pathway. NCBI's taxonomy places the organism in Eukaryota, Metazoa, Chordata, Actinopteri, Centrarchiformes, Centrarchidae. The coding region runs from base 16 to 5034 and encodes 1672 amino acids. Gene Ontology annotation, molecular function: G protein-coupled receptor activity. The transcript is spliced from 17 exons. The record is from RefSeq and is a predicted model, not a curated record.
GGGUUCAGGCAUGCCAUGACGAUGGUCUUUGCUGUUGAUGAGAUCAACAAGAACCCCAACUUGCUACCUAAUGUGACUCUGGGAUACAGUCUCUAUGAUAACUGCGGUGCACUUGUUAUUGGAUUCCGUGCUGCUUUGGUGUUGUCCAGUGGUCAGGAUGAGCAGUUUCUGCUGCAGGAGAACUGUAUGGGGACCCCUCCAGUUAUGGGGAUUGUGGGUGAUUCCUACUCAACAUUUUCUAUUGCCACCUCCAAUGUGCUAGGUUUGUUCAGACUGCCCAUGGUGAGUCAUUUUGCCACAUGUUCCUGCCUGAGUGAUCGGAAACGGUUUCCAUCCUUCUUUAGAACAAUCCCAAGUGAUGCUUUCCAGGUGCGUGCUAUGAUUCAGAUUCUGAAACGCUUUGGCUGGACUUGGGUAGGCCUUCUGGUUAGUGAUGAUGACUAUGGGUUACAUGUUGCCCGAUCCUUCCAAUCUGACCUGUUUCGUUCUGGUGGAGGUUGUCUGGCAUACUCAGAGGUUUUGCCUUGGGGCAGUGACACAGCUGAACUGAGGAGGAUUGUGGAUGUGAUGAAGAAAUCAACAGCUCGCGUGGUCAUGGUCUUUGCACAUGAAAUACACCUUUAUCGACUAAUGGAGGAGGUGGUGAGGCAAAAUGUGACAGGUCUUCAGUGGAUGGCCAGUGAAGCUUGGGCAUCAGUUGAUGUCCUCCAGACGCCCAGCUUCAUGCCAUACCUGGGUGGCACGCUGGGCAUUGCCAUCCGCCGAGGAGAAAUAGCGGGGUUUAAGGACUUCCUGUUAGGAAUACACCCUAACCAACACCAUAUCAUCUAUGGAAAUAGUAUAGUAAAACAGUUUUGGGAAGACAUAUUUGAGUGUAAAUUUCCACCACCUCCAGCAGGUUGGGUGGAGGCUGGGGGGGCACUAUGUACUGGACAGGAGGAUCUGCAUAAUGUGGAGAGUGAGUUGUUUGAUGUUUCAAACCUAAGGCCAGAGUACAAUGUGUACAAGGCUGUGUAUGCUCUGGCGUAUGCCCUUGAUGACAUGCUGCGCUGUGUGCCAGGGAGAGGGCCUUUCAGCGGGCACAGCUGUGCCAGUUUGGAGCCAUGGCAGCUGGUUUAUUAUUUGGAUGCAGUCAAUUUCACCACAACAUUUGGGGAUGAGGUAUCAUUUGAUAUGAAUGGUGAUGCCUUACCAAUCUAUGACAUCAUGAACUGGCUGUGGCUGCCUGAUGGAAGAACAAAGAUUCAGAAUGUAGGCGAUGUUAAAGAGUCAGCCAAAGGUGAAGAACUCAAACUUGAGGAGGACAAAAUUUUUUGGAACUUUGAAUCCAAACAGCCACCACAGUCAGUGUGCAGUGAGAGCUGCCCACCAGGUACUCGCAUGGCCAGAAAGAAGGGGCAACCUGUUUGCUGUUUUGACUGCAUCUCUUGUUCUGAGGGAAAGAUCAGCAAUGAAACAGACUCCAUGGAGUGCACUACUUGUCCAGAGGACUUUUGGUCAAAUGUCCAGCGCGACCACUGUGUUCCUAAGAAAACAGAGUUCCUCUCCUACCAAGAGCCUCUAGGCAUCUGCUUGACAGCCACCUCAUUGCUGGGCACAUUUAUCUGUGCUGCUGUCCUGGUCAUCUUCACCUAUUAUCGCAGCACACCCAUGGUACGCGCCAACAAUUCAGAACUGAGUUUCCUGCUCUUGGUGUCACUUAAACUAUGUUUCCUUUGCUCACUGCUGUUUAUUGGACGUCCCAGGCUGUGGACAUGCCAGCUGAGACAUGCAGCAUUUGGGAUCAGCUUUGUGCUUUGUGUCUCAUGUAUUCUUGUGAAAACCAUGGUGGUUCUGGCUGUGUUCAAGGCAUCCAAGCCAGGAGGUGGAGCAAGUCUAAAGUGGUUUGGUGCUGUGCAGCAGAGAGGGACAGUUAUGGUUCUUACUUCUAUUCAAGGAGCAAUCUGCACUGCCUGGCUUGUCUCUUCCUCACCAGUUCCUCAUAAAAACACUCAAUACUACAAUGACAAGAUAGUUUAUGAGUGUGUAGUUGGGUCUACAAUUGGUUUUGCAGUGUUACUGGGUUACAUUGGCUUACUGGCUAUCCUUAGCUUCUUGUUGGCAUUUCUUGCAAGGAAUCUUCCAGACAACUUCAAUGAGGCCAAGCUCAUCACUUUCAGCAUGCUGAUCUUCUGUGCUGUGUGGGUGGCCUUUGUCCCUGCUUAUGCAAACUCCCCGGGCAAAUAUGCAGACGCAGUGGAGGUAUUUGCCAUCCUGGCCUCCAGUUUUGGCCUCUUGGUAGCCCUGUUUGGACCCAAAUGUUACAUAAUCCUGCUGAGACCAGAGAGGAACACAAAGAAAGCAAUCAUGGGUCGAGCCACACCCAAGACAAUAAGAAACAGGGGUGUAGGUAGGAGGGCAGUUAUGGGAGCAUUUCUGUGUUUGUAUGUCUACCGGAUCUUGAUUUUGUUUCCUUCAUUUUUCUUGUCAGAGUCUACCUCUCAUUUCUCAUCUUGUAAAUUAAGGAGACAGUUUUUUCUUAAUGGGAUGCACAAGCCUGGUGAUGUGAUUCUGGGUGGGAUGUUUGAAAUCCAUUACACCUCUGUCUUCCCUGAGCUCACAUUCACCUCAGAGCCAAAUCAGCUAAUCUGCCAAGGCUUUGACCCUCCAGGGUUCAGGCAUGCUAUGACUAUGGCCUUUGCUAUAGAUGAGAUUAACAAAAAUUCCAAUCUGCUACCCAAUGUGACUCUGGGAUACAGUCUUUAUGACAACUGUGGCACACUUGUAAUUGGAUUCAGUGCUGCAUUGACAUUGGCCAGUGGUCGAGAGGAGACAUUUCUUCUUCAAGAGAACUGUUUGGGGACCCCACCCGUCCUGGGGAUUGUGGGCGAUUCCUUCUCGACAUUUUCUAUUGCCACCUCUGAUGUGAUCGGUUUAUUCAAAUUGCCCAUUGUGAGUUAUUUUGCAACCUGUUCCUGCCUGACUGAUCGCCAGAGGUUUCCAUCCUUCUUUAGAACAAUACCAAGCGAUGCUUUCCAGGUGCGUGCUAUGAUUCAGAUUCUGAAACGCUUUGGCUGGACCUGGGCAGGUCUGCUGGUUAGUGAUGAUGAUUAUGGACUCCAUGUUGCCCGAUCCUUCCAAUCGGACUUGGCUCAGUCUGGUGGAGGUUGCCUAGCCUACUCAGAGAUUUUACCCUGGGGUGACAACCCAGCUGAACUAAAAAGGAUUGUGGAAGUGAUGAAGAAAUCCACAGCUCGUGUGGUCAUUGUGUUUGCACAUCAGAUCCACAUGAUUCAACUAAUGGGAGAGGUGGUGAGUCAGAAUGUGACAGGACUGCAGUGGAUGGCCAGUGAAGCCUGGACAGCCGCUGCUGUGCUCCAGACACCUCACCUCGUGCCGUACCUGGGUGGCACACUGGGUAUUGCCAUCCGCCGAGGAGAAAUACCAGGGCUUAGGGACUUUCUGUUAAGAAUACAUCUUCACCUAUAUGACAGCUAUAGUGACAAUAGCAUGGUUAGGCAGUUUUGGGAAUUCACAUUUCAGUGUAGAUUUCACCCGCCUCCAGCAGGCUGGAUGGAAGCUGGAGGAGCAUUAUGCACUGGAAAUGAAGACCUAGAGAAUGUGGAGUCUGAGUUUCUGGAUGUUUCUAACCUCAGGCCAGAGUACAAUAUUUACAAGGCUGUGUACGCUCUGGCGUAUGCUCUCGAUGACAUGCUGUGCUGUGUGCCAGGGAGAGGGCCUUUCAGCGAGCACAGCUGUGCCACUUUGCAAACACUGGAGCCAUGGCAGCUUAUGCAUUACUUGGAAAAGGUAAACUUCACUACACCAUUUGGCGAUCAAGUGUCAUUUGAUGAGAAUGGUGAUGCCUUACCAAUAUAUGAUAUCAUGAACUGGCAGUGGCUCCCUGAUGGAAGAAUUAAGGUUCAGAGUGUGGGGGUUGUUAAGAAGUCGACCUCGAAAGGUGAAGAACUCACACUUGAUGAAGACAAAAUCUUCUGGAACUUUGACUCAAAACAGCCACCCCAGUCAGUGUGCAGUGAGAGCUGUCCUCCAGGUACCCGCUUGGUAGGCAAAAAGGGGAAGCCUGUGUGUUGUUUUGACUGUGUCCCUUGUUCUGAGGGAAAGAUCAGCAAUGAAACAGACUCCAUGGAGUGCAUCAGUUGUCCAGAGAACUUCUGGUCCAGCCCCCAGCGUGACCAUUGUGUUCCCAAGAAAACAGAGUUCCUCUCCUACCAUGAGCCUCUGGGUAUCUGCUUGACAACUGCCUCAUUGCUGGGCACAUUUAUCUGUGCUGCUGUCCUGUGCAUCUUUACCUAUUAUCGUAACACACCCAUGGUACGUGCCAACAAUUCAGAACUGAGUUUCCUGCUCUUGGUGUCACUUAAACUAUGUUUCCUGUGCUCACUGCUGUUUAUUGGACGUCCCAGGCUGUGGACAUGCCAGCUGAGACAUGCAGCAUUUGGGAUCAGCUUUGUGCUUUGUGUCUCAUGUAUUCUUGUGAAAACCAUGGUGGUUCUGGCUGUGUUCAAGGCAUCCAAGCCAGGCGGUGGAGCCAUUCUGAAGUGGUUUGGUGCUGUGCAGCAGAGAGGGACUGUGCUAGGUCUUACAUCAGUUCAAGCAGCAAUCUGCACUGCCUGGAUUGUCUCUUCCUCACCAGCUCCUCAUAAAAACACUCAAUACCACAAUGACAAGAUAGUUUAUGAGUGUGCUGUAGGGUCCACAAUUGGUUUUGCAGUGUUACUGGGUUACAUUGGCUUCCUGGCUAUCCUUAGCUUCCUGUUGGCAUUUCUGGCAAGGAAUCUUCCAGACAACUUCAAUGAGGCCAAACUCAUCACUUUCAGCAUGCUGAUCUUCUGUGCUGUGUGGGUGGCCUUUGUCCCUGCUUAUGUAAACUCUCCAGGCAAAUAUGCAGACGCAGUGGAGGUAUUUGCCAUCUUGGCCUCCAGUUUUGGCCUCUUGGUAGCCCUGUUUGGACCCAAAUGUUACAUAAUCCUGCUGAGACCAGAGAGGAACACAAAGAAAGCUAUCAUGGGUAGGGGAACCACCAAGACAUAA